Molecule: messenger RNA, 2027 nt
Organism: Dendronephthya gigantea
Lineage: Eukaryota; Metazoa; Cnidaria; Anthozoa; Malacalcyonacea; Nephtheidae
Exons: 2
Coding region: 566-1678 (370 amino acids)
Source: RefSeq, a predicted model, not a curated record
AGAAAAAAGCACUCAUAGUGACCUUAUUCGCGAAUCGAUACACGACAUUACAAAUAUAUUCUCUGGCGAGGAGAAUACCGAAACAUUAUAUGAAUCUGUAAGAAAUGUUUUGCCCAUCAAAGAAGGGUAUUACAAAAUUAUAAACGUCCAAGGAAUUGCUCGAAGAUUCAAAGCUAACAUCAAAGCCAAUCUGCAAAGCGAAGCGGAUAUAACAAAUUUCAUUCAGAAUUACGGGCAAAAGAACAAUGAAACUCUAAGGAUUACUAAAACAAGAAAAGGUUGUUCAAACCAAGAAAGUAUAUUGACGAAAUAUUUCCGAUGUCAUCAUAACACACGGUAUGAGGGCACAAAACGUCCGAGUGAGAUCUUGUCAUCGUGUCCAAGUGCACGAUUUAAGAAUACCAACUGCCCAUUUUCUCUUGUGGUGAGAAUAAGUAAGAAGCCGGAUGCUCAAGAAUUUGGCUCUACUAUUGACAUAGAGUGGAACCACAAUCACCCUGUUCAGUCCUUACAUUCACUUAGUUUUAAAGAUAUACCAGCUUCAGUAAAAAAUGACAUUAAGCAAAUGUUUGCAAGUGGUUUGUUGCCUGGGGCAGCACAUCGAGAGUUUCUUCGUCAACUAAGAAGUGAAUGCCAAGAUGACAUGGAGUAUCAUCAGAGACUUGCAGAUCGAUCAGAAGCUCCUCGGAGGAAAGAUUUCAAUGAUAUAUACUCGAAGUUUAAGAAGGAACGAUUUGGGACUGGAAGCAUGUCUGAUAUGUUUUCAGCUCUUGAGAAAAGAAUUCAAUGUCUUCAACAGAAAAACCUAGAGUACUCGUUAAAAUACCAGAAAUUUGAUGAAGAAAUAAAUCAGCCAUUUAUUCUGGCUAUUGUAACCCCACUGAUGAAACGAGUUCAUAAGUUGGUGCCACAUAGUAAAGACUUGGGAUUCUUGGAUUCCUCCUCCAAUAUGGAGGAGUACAACCUCCGUGUAUUUGUUAUGGUUACACACAGUGUUUGUGGUGCUUUGCCCCUUGGCAUCUUCAUAACCAGCGAUGAGACAGAGCAGACGCUUAAAGAUGCAUUGGAGUUGAUGAAAUCAUGCUUUGACAGUGAUUCAGCAUUUUAUGGUGCAGGAGGGCCAGGAGUGAUCAUGACGGACAAUUGUUCUGAAUUGCGGGAAGCUCUAAAAGAAGCCUGGCCUAAUUCUGUGUUGUUGUUGUGCAUAUUCCAUGUUCUUCAACAAGUUUGGCGUUGGUUGCAUGAAAAAAAGAAUGGAAUCUCGAUGGAAGAUAGACCUUCAUUGUUAUUGCUAUUCAAACAUGGUCUCUAUGCUGAGAGUGAGGUUGAUCUCCAGGACUCAUUUGAUGAUCUCAUAUCAAGUGAUUUGGCAUCAAAGUAUCCCAAUUUCAUAAAGUAUAUAACCAAUGUCUUUGAAGAUCGUGAAGCUUGGGCACUUUGCUACAGAAAGGACUUACCUAUAAAAGGCAACAACACCAACAACCUAUGUGAAGCUCAAUUUCUGGUCAUUAAAGAUGGGAUUCUUAAUAGGCAGAAGGAAGUUAAUGUAGUCGGUCUUGUUGAUAAGUUUAUAACCGACCUUGACCAACAUUACUGUGACAAGGUGUUGUCAGUAUCAUCAGGUAAUUAUACAUGUCAUCAGGUUGACAGUAAUUUCAUUAGCACCUUAUUUACUUGAAAAUAUUAAUUAUUCACUUGUUUCAAACUUGCUAUAGGCAAAUAUGAUGGUAUUUACAGCAGACGAUUUCAAGGUCGAGCUAAGGGAAAAAAAGAUACUGGUGGAAUUGGCUUCCAAAUCCCAAACGAUGAAGAGCAGAAGUUAGUGGUCACAAAAACCAUUAAAGUUGGUGACAAGAUAUUCCUUGUACCGAGUCUCACCACAGAAGGAAUACAGUACCUCGUAGAUAUGAACACUGGUAUCUGCCAGUGCAAAAUUGGUAAAAAUGGAUCACCUUGCAAACAUCAGUACAUUCUUUGGGCACACAAGUUGGCAGAUGCAGUUAAUUUUCUGCCAGUUUUCAGUAAAA